Messenger RNA from Meloidogyne enterolobii, 915 nucleotides. The record is from the annotation of a GenBank genome assembly. NCBI's taxonomy places the organism in Eukaryota, Metazoa, Nematoda, Chromadorea, Rhabditida, Meloidogynidae.
AUGGAAACAAAAAAAGAAGUAGUAGCAUUCUCUUUGGAUUCAGAAUAUGUCCAAGAAUAUAUUAAAGAAAAUCCAGCUUUUCUUAAUAUUGUUUCUUCUUUGGCUUUAAAUCAAACAUAUUUAGAAUUAUUUAGUCAAUUAAUUUUGGAAGUAAAUGAAGCAAUUGAAUUAAAUAGGCAUAAACAAGAAGAAAUUAAAUUGUGUCGAUUUGGGGAUUUGGAAGUAAAUGAAAAAAUAACGAGAAAGAGAAUGAAUUUGCCUUCUUGUUGUUAUCCUUAUUUUAAAGAUUUUAAUGGAAUGUCUGCAGGUCUGAAUGCCGAAGCUUUAGCAAUUAAAGAACUUUCUGUUGAUCCAUUAAUGGAGGAAGGGCGGCGAUGGAAUUAUUAUGAAAUUAAUUUGUUACGUAUUUCUGUCUGUUCUUCACUUAAAGAUGGAAAAAUUGGAAUUAUUAAUUUUGGAAAAGAAAUUGUUUUAAAUAAAUUAAAUGCUGCGGGUGUUGAAAUAACUAAAACACAAAAACAGAAAUGGAUUGGGGAAAUUGAACGUGCAAACAAACAAAUUGCCAAAAUUCGUGCCCAACCAAUAAAUACUUUUCUUCAAAAAAAUCGUGAUUAUUCUACUGUCGAUUGGGCUAGAAUCUCUGCUAGUGAUUUUAAAGGACUUCGUUCAAUUUCCCAACUUCGCCAAAAAUGGUAUAACCAAUUAUGUCCAAAUUUAAGCAAAACAAAAUGGACAGAAGAAGAAGACAAACAAUUAAUUGAUUUGUCCAAAAAUUUUUCUAAUUGGAAUGUUAUAUCUGAAAAUAUGGGAAAUACUCGAUCGGCAUUUCAAUGCUUUCAACGAUUUAUUUAUUUGAAACAAAAUGGUGGAGAGCCAAAGUUUUUAUAUUUUAAAUUUAAAAUAAACAUAGUGUAA